Molecule: messenger RNA, 8874 nt
Organism: Mauremys reevesii (Reeves's turtle)
Lineage: Eukaryota; Metazoa; Chordata; Testudines; Geoemydidae
Gene: SEMA5A
Product: semaphorin 5A
Exons: 22
Coding region: 211-3444 (1077 amino acids)
Biological process (GO): positive regulation of cell migration; negative regulation of axon extension involved in axon guidance; semaphorin-plexin signaling pathway
Molecular function (GO): chemorepellent activity; semaphorin receptor binding
Source: RefSeq, a predicted model, not a curated record
UGGCGCAUCACCUGGGGAGCCGCUCCUCACUCUGCCUCUGCUGCGUGCUGGGAUUUGUUGUGCUUUACUUUGGGGUCUGUCGGCUCGCUCUGAUCCGAGCCGAUUCCGAGAAGCAGCCUCAGGUUAUGAAUUCUCCGCUGCGGUUCUUUCCGCACAUGAACACAACGAGAGUUGCCAGUUAAAGGAAAAGUGACCAGUGCAGAGGACGACAUGAUCACCAUGAAGGGAAAUGGUCUGGUUGCAUUGCUGGUUGCAGGUUUGGGAGUCAUAGGAAUCUUAGUGUCAGCAGCUACAGAAUAUUCCCAGUGCCAUCGAGCUGAGCACCCUGUUAUAAUGUAUAAAGAAAUUGCCCCCUGGUUACAUGUGUUCAGAGCAGAGAAUGCUGUGGACUUCUCACAAUUAACAUUUGACCCAGGACAAAAAGAACUUAUUGCUGGAGCAAGAAACUACCUCUUCAGGUUACAUCUUGAAGAUCUAUCUCUAAUCCAGGCAGUGGAGUGGCAGUGUGAUGAAGCUACUAAAAGAGCCUGUUACAGUAAGGGCAAAUCAAAGGAAGAAUGCCAGAACUAUAUCCGUGUGCUUCUCGUUGGCGGUGACCGGCUCUUCACCUGUGGAACCAACGCUUUCACUCCUAUUUGCACCAAUCGGACGUUAAGCAACCUGACAGAGAUACAUGAUCAGAUUAGUGGCAUGGCUCGCUGUCCGUACAGUCCUCAACACAAUUCCACAGCUCUUCUUACUUCCAGUGGGGAGUUAUAUGCUGCUACAGCCAUGGAUUUCCCAGGAAGGGAUCCUGCCAUUUACCGCAGUCUGGGGGCUCUUCCUCCUCUCCGCACUGCACAGUACAACUCCAAGUGGCUCAAUGAGCCAAAUUUUGUGUCAUCCUAUGACAUUGGAAACUUCACCUACUUCUUCUUCCGAGAGAAUGCAGUAGAGCAUGACUGUGGAAAAACAGUCUUUUCCCGGGCUGCUCGGGUUUGCAAAAAUGAUAUUGGGGGCAGAUUUUUGCUAGAGGACACCUGGACAACCUUUAUGAAGGCUCGUCUGAACUGCUCUCGCCCUGGAGAAAUUCCAUUUUACUACAAUGAAUUACAAAGCACUUUCUUCCUGCCAGAAUUGGACUUAAUCUAUGGGAUCUUUACAACUAAUGUAAACAGCAUAGCUGCCUCAGCAGUUUGUGUUUUCAACUUGAGUGCCAUAACUCAGGCCUUCAACGGACCAUUCAAAUAUCAGGAGAACUCCCGCUCUGCCUGGUUGCCGUACCCCAAUCCCAACCCUAAUUUCCAGUGCGGUACAAUGGACCAGGGUCUGUACAUGAAUCUGACUGAGAGGAAUCUUCAGGAUGCCCAAAAAUUUAUUCUAAUGCAUGAGGUGGUUCAGCCAGUUAUUCCAAUUCCUUACUUCAUGGAGGACAACAGCCGAUUUUCCCAUGUGGCAGUGGAUGUGGUGCAGGGCAAGGACAUGCUUUUCCAUAUCAUCUAUCUGGCCACAGACUAUGGCACUAUUAAGAAAGUACUCGCUCCAAUGAAUCAGACUUCAAGCAGCUGCUUACUUGAGGAAAUUGAGCUCUUUCCAAGGAGGCAGAAAGAACCUAUCAGGAGCCUGCAGAUUCUGCAUAGCCAGAGUGUUCUGUUUGUGGGUCUUCAAGAACAUGUAGUAAAGAUUCCCCUGAAGAGGUGUCUGUUUUACAAAACACACAGUGCAUGUAUUGGAUCCCAGGAUCCUUACUGUGGCUGGGACAUGGUGAUGAAGAAAUGCACAACACUGGAAGAAAGUCUAAGCAUGAGUCAGUGGGAGCAAAGCAUCACUGUGUGUCCAACCAGGAAUUUGACUGUGGAUGGGAAUUUUGGAGUGUGGUCUCAAUGGAAACCCUGCACCCACACUGAUGGUACCAGUGUUGGCUCCUGCCUCUGCAGAACUCGCUUGUGUGACAGUCCAGCACCUCAGUGUGGAGGCUGGCAGUGCGAAGGACCAAGUAUGGAGAUUGCCAACUGCUCCAGAAAUGGGGGCUGGACUCCAUGGACUUCCUGGUCACCCUGCAGUACCACCUGUGGAAUUGGUUUUCAAGUCCGCCAGCGUUCAUGCAGCAAUCCAACUCCUCGGCAUGGGGGCCGUGUGUGUGUGGGACAGAACCGUGAGGAGAGAUACUGCAAUGAGCACUUGCUGUGCCCUCCACAUACGUUUUGGACAGGCUGGGGUCCGUGGGAACGUUGCACUACCCAAUGUGGGGGUGGGAUUCAGGCUCGUCGCAGGAUGUGUGAGAAUGGCCCUGACUGCCCUGGCUGUAAUGUGGAGUAUCAACCUUGUAACACCAAUCCCUGUCCAGAGCUCAAAAAGACCACCCCCUGGACUCCCUGGACUCCGGUCAAUAUCUCAGACAAUGGUGGCCACUAUGAACAACGAUUCCGAUACACUUGUAAGGCACGCUUGCCUGACCCAAAUUUGCUAGAGGUUGGAAGACAAAGGAUUGAAAUGCGUUACUGUUCCAGUGAUGGUACCAGCGGAUGCUCAACAGAUGGACUGUCAGGGGAUUUCUUGCGUUCUGGACGAUACUCCGCUCAUACAAUUAAUGGAGCCUGGUCACCAUGGACUCCAUGGUCUCAGUGCAGUCGAGACUGCAGCAGAGGUAUUCGCAACCGCAAGCGUGUCUGCAACAAUCCUGAGCCCAAAUAUGGAGGUCUUCCGUGUCUGGGCCCAUCUCUGGAGUACCAGGAAUGCAACAUCUUGCCUUGUCCAGUUGAUGGAGGUUGGUCCUGUUGGUCAUCAUGGUCAAAGUGCUCAGCAACUUGUGGAGGUGGACAUUACAUGAGGACCCGCUCAUGCACAAACCCAGCCCCAGCCUAUGGAGGGGACAUCUGCCUUGGACUUCACACUGAAGAGGCACUUUGCAACACACAAUCCUGUCCAGACAACUGGUCCGACUGGUCUGAGUGGUCUGAUUGUGAUUCAUCCGGAGUCCAGUUCCGCGUUCGUCAGUGUAUCAUUUUAUUUCCUGUGGGCAACCAGUGUUCUGGGAACACCACUGAGAGUCGAGCUUGUAUUUUCGAUUCUAACUUCAUACCAGAAAUAUCAGUAGCAAGAUCUAGCAUCAUAGAAGAAAAACUAUGUGGUGAGUUUAACAUGUUCCACAUGAUUGCAGUGGGCUUGAGCAGUUCUAUACUUGGCUGCCUCCUUACACUGCUUGUUUACACUUACUGCCAACGAUAUCAGCAGCAAUCCCAUGAUGCAACUGUUAUCCAUCCAGUGUCGCCAGCUCCUCUUAAUACCAGUAUCACUAACCAUAUCAACAAACUGGACAAAUAUGAUUCUGUAGAAGCCAUCAAGGCAUUUAACAAAAACAACCUGAUCUUGGAGGAGAGAAACAAAUACUUCAAUCCACAUCUUACUGCAAAGACCUAUUCUAAUGCCUAUUUUACAGAUCUCAAUAAUUAUGAUGAGUACUAAUGGAUUUGUGUAUUUUCUGGCCUCUGGUAACUCCCCAGUCCCCCAAAGCCUGUGCUACAUGACCGCUCAUGUGUUUGAGGCUUCAGAGAUGAAGUUCGGAGACAUUUCAAGCACAGUCCAAGCCAUCAGUAUCCCAUUACUGCCAAAAAAACAAACACCUGUAUGUGACAUGAUGUUCCCUUUUGCAAGAGUGAAAGGUUGGCCUGCAGUACGGAAUGCAGAUUUAGUAGCUGGGCAUAGUGGAAUGAGUCCUGAGGAGUAGAUCACUUUGUUCGUGUUUAUAAAUGUUCAGUCAGAUUUCUCUAACAUGUUGCAAACUAAUUUCUUGCGCUUUUUAAAAGACUGUAACCCCUUUGAAGAGGGUGCCAGGAAUGUGACUUCUAUUUCCUUUUGGACAUUGUCUGCUUGUUUCCACUGGGUUUGAGGAGAAAACUCUGCAUCUAGCAGUGGGGCCCUCUGAGGAGUCUUCCUGACAUGAUAUUGCCAAAAAAGCUCAUAGAACAUUGAGUAAAUGAUGAGGAGAAAUUUGGCAGCACAGUGUUAUUUUGUAGGAACUCCAACAAUCCAGAGUUAAUCUUCCUAGACUGUGAAGUGUUUCAGCUGGAACUCUUGGAAGUUUUCCAGCUGUUUAGAUCUUGAAGCAAACAGAAUAUACCAAGAGAUAUGCUUCUUGUGGCAAAAAGGGAAAUCUGAAUAGAUGGUUCAAAGUUGUGAGAUAAUUUAAGCCUUUAUCUUGUUUAUUUUAUUUUUGGGAGGUUACAUUUGAACAUUUUCUGCAUGUCGUUAGUAACUAAUGUUACUGUACUGUACGGACUUGCAUGAUUCAUGGCAUUCCAAAGACCUCUUCUCCUCAGAGUGUGCAUAUGGAACCCACUUGACUAGUCUGCUGUAGCAUCCAAAAACAUGCCAGUGAGCGGCAGAAACAACCGUACCAUGAUUUAUCCUCCACACCCUUUCCUUGACACUCCUGGGAACAUAUGCCUAAUAAUAGAAUUGCUUUUCUUCUCACAAGUCCUUGUUUAUACAUGCCUGUUUGAAAACAACAACAAAAGGAAGAAAAAGUGCCAGAUGUGUUAUGAAAAGCAUUGUUUUCAUCUUCUUGAUGUGUCUGAUCCAUGCUAAUCAACCUAUGCCAGGACCAUUAAUAAUGUUGUUUAAAGUGGGCUUCCUUUGAGGCUCCAUUGAUGUGAAUAUUUAACAUACUAGCUGCUUUUUAAGCUGUCACUUUUAAAUUCUUGUGCAAGGGCAGGUGAGGAAACAGUAGCAGUCUUCAAAUGAUGGCCCAACUUCUCUUGGUCUCCUCUUCUCCCACCACAUCUGUAAUAUUUGUAUAUUUGGAAGAGAAAUUCCUGGUGUACCAUUGAAGUGAAAAUGGCAGGAGUGUGGGACAUUUGUUCAUCCCAGAGUGCUGAACCUAAAGGACAAUUCAAAGGUUUCUAAAUGCUAUUCUCAAAGACUUCCUAAACAAAAUUAAAAAGUGAAUAAGAAGAUUUAAAUCAUUGCCUGCUUUUAAACUAUAUACCAUACCAAGAUUAUCACAUCAGAAAUGUCAAAAGGGGGGCAGGUUGGAGGGAGAAAAUGCGAAGUGGAGAUGUUUUAACAUGGAAGAGCCUGUGGUCUUUAGAUUAAAGUAUAGCUAGAUACAAAGGGAAAAGGUUUGCAAAGGCAAAUGUUAGAAUGUAAUGGUUCAAAAUUCUGCAAGGCAAAUCUAUUAAAAAAUGCCAAGGAACAUAGAAUUUUGUGUGAGGGUGUGUAUGAAUUUAGAAUCAUAGAGUAUCAAGGUUGGGGGAGGGAUAGCUCAGUGGUUUGAGCAUUGGCUCCCUAAACCAAGGGUUGUGAGUUCAAUCCUUGAGGGGGCUAUUUAGGAAUAUGAGGCAGCAGGUCCAAUCUCCAGACAGAUUUUUGCCAUUGAUCCUAAAACAACCCUUUCAGGGAUUGAAUUUAUACCCCUGGGUUUAACAGGCCAAUGCUUAAACCACUGAGCUAUCUCCCUUCCUUCAGUAGCCCUCUAACUUAGAUGGCAAGAUUCUAGAUUAAUUAUGGGACUAAUUCUUCAUAACAUGUUGCAGUGAGCAAUACUUUUGAAUCGGAAUAGGUUCAAAUACCAUAUUUUACUUAGGUUCUGUGAAAAUAAUUAAGACUGGUUUCCUAAGUGUUUCCACAGGAGUAUUUUCAAUGUUCAUUUUAACUGUCAAUUAAAAAUAAAUCCUCCAUCCUCAGACAGGUUCACACAAAAAAAUGUGGUGGCACUAAUCCUCUUUUAUCUACCAUUGUAAUACUGUACUUUUGAUGUGUUUCCUACAAAACUGCCUCACACAUUUAUUUCCCUUAGGAAAGAUGAAAUUACCUUUUCAAAAAAAUUCAAUGGAAUGGGGAGGGGGAACUUUCCAAAUCAUAACCAGUUUGGUAUUAGCAUCACUCUGCUGCUGCUGCGAAAUAAAACGCUUCAUUUAAAUAGCAUAAAGAAAAUAAAAUCUGAAUUGCUGCCACUGCCUGAAAAACAAACCAAACAGAACCAAACAAAAAACAAAACUAGAAACCCCACUUUUCUUCCUUGCUUCUCUACUAACAGCAGUGUUAGUCUGGCUUCUGUAUUUUAAAUUUAGCAUAUUAGCUAUUAGACCCAUAGUUUUUAAAAUAUUUAAAGUAUCUAUCUUUUGAAUUUUAAUGUUUUUAUUAAAAUUAUCUGAAAUGACUCCAUGUUUUACUCUACAAUAUUUUUGAGGGGCAUAUAUCUAACUAUAUAGAUCUAUUGGCCAUUCCAUAUAUAGUCACUGUAUUAGAUUUGUGAUGGUAAUACCCAUGGGAUAAAUUGCAAAGCCAUAUGAUUAACUGCAUUUAGCCUUCCUGCACUCUGCCCACUAAUCCAUCUCCCACAGGACAAUUUCAAACAUUCCAAAUCUCUGAGCAGCUUCAAAGUGAUGUCAUUUAAAAAAAAAUCAACCUACCAGAGAAAUGUUUCCUUCGUUUCUUUCAAAUAUGAAAUGUAUUUCCCCAAAUUACCCUGUGGCCCAAGCUGGGGCAAUAAUUAGUCCUAUAGCACAAAAAGGUUUUAUGUCUGUAUCUCAUGUUCCUUCAGGGUAAGAAAUGGCAUCUUCAUAUCACUGGAAAAGGGAGAUCCCAAGUUUCCCAGUGGGACUAGUCUUGGAAGAUCCUGAGACAGAUCAGCCUUUAAAGCUGUGACAUUUUUGUGUGUUGAAAAGUAUUUUGGUUAAUUUAGAGGUAUUUAAAAUGUAUUAAUUGUGUCUAUUUGUUCUGCCUCUGAGAGCUGCACAGUUGCACGUAUGGCAUUAAUGGAGCCUGGCCUUGAAGGUGGACAGACACAAAAGUAGCACCCCAGUCAGAUUUUCUUUUUAAUUUUUUAACCAUUUCUUUAAAAGUUUUUGCUCUAAAAUUGGUAGGACACACAUUUUGGUGUGAAGUGGAUUUCUGACAUCUAAAUGCACAUGAAAAUGGUUGUUUUUUUCAGACCAUAAAAGUUUGAAUUUUUAAAAUCCUGUGAACACUUGCAUACAAUUCUCAUGUAAGCCAGUGGGAAUUUGUAUGAGGGGAAAAUUUGGCCCUAGACUCUUGUUCUUGUCUUGAGAGAGGAAUUCAAGUCCCUGACCCCUCUAAUUCCCUCCAGUUCUCUCCGAGAUUUUUGGCUCUGAUAUAGUUCUCUGUUCUGGAUAAAAUAUUAUAUUACUUCUAAUGGCAGGAUUGGCCAUCUCUAAAAUACCGGUGCUCGCUCAAUACAUUCAUUUUAAAACUUUCUUUCAUGUUGCACUUACGUUUAAAUGAAACCUAGACUGAAGUUUAAAAUAAAAAUUUCUCCAGAACCGGCCAAAAUAUAUCAUCUUAAAUCUGCAAUUUUUUUUCUGUGUAACACCAGUACAAAAAGAAAAAAGGAAGAUUGCAAUGGCUGGUGCUGUAAAGUAUAUGUUUUCAUUCAACAGUUCAAAUUAGAGCUGUGUGUGUGUGUAGACAUUUGGGGCUUGAUUCAAUAUGAGAUACAUGGGAAUAUAUUGCUCAGUUGCUUGGAAAAUCCACUACGAUGCUUGCAGAUUGUAUCUUGUACUUCAAUUUGAAUCUGAAGUCCUUUACUUUCAUCUAAACUUACUUUUAGUAGAAGCUUUUUUUCAGAUAUCUGCAAUUGCCUGCUGCUGCAGAGUGUGGUUCAGAUAAAAAUAAGGGAGUUUUGGUUGGGGUUUGACUUUUCAUAACAGAGCAGGAGAUAGAGGGGCAUUGAAUUGGCUUUGAUUUUCUGUGAUAUGAAAUAAUACUAAUUAAAAUCCUGGAAAGGUAUGGGAAAUUCUGUAAAGUACAGGGAAGUAGUUGUUAACAGUAUCAGAAUAACACAGAAACCUGAGGGAAGUUUCAAAUCAAUAUAAAAUAAAGAGCUACAAGGUGAUUAAUUAAAGAAAAAAGUGCUCAGCAUAUUGGAUAUGGCCAUACAAAACAGAAAAGAGAGUGAGAUUUAAGAUGUAAGAAAUGUUAAUGAAAAGAAAUAAUUUAAUUUUUUUUAUAAUUAUAGAAUAAUUAAGGCCCCACUUCAGUAAAGCAUAUAUAUGUUUGUUUAUCUUUAAGCACAUGAGUAGUCCCAUUGAAAUAAAUGGAAUUUAAAUACAUGCUUAAAGUUUACUGUUUUGCUGGAUCAGGGCCUAAGACCCAAAUCCUGCAAACACUUUGAGCACAUGUAUAACUUUAUUACCAUUUAAGUAAUGCUAUUUAAGUGAAUCGUACUACUCGUGAGAAAAGUUGAUCACAUGCUAAAUUGUUUACAGCCCAAAGUGUCCUAUUUCUUUCUCCAAGAGCCCAGAAACAGCAGAAGGAAAACUGUGGUGCUAAUGAAAAUCAGAAAUGAAUUUACUAAAAGUUAAUUUCAAAUCUGGAUCUUGAUUAUCAGGGAAUUUUUAUGCAUUCAUUGAGUGGAAUAUUUGAAUUCAUUUUUUCCUUUGCUAAAUAAAAUUAAUUAUAAACAGGAUAUUUUGCUUCUCUUGAUUUAAAAGACAUAAUCUCCCAAACUAAGUAAUGAUCUGGGAUCCAUCAUGUUUUGUUUGUUUGUUUUCAUUUUUUUAAAGGGAACUAGCAUUCAAGUCACACAAGAAUAUCAGCUUGAUUGGUAGAUGGACUGCUUUGUUUAGCACCUAGAAAUUCUUACUGAUCACAUUGCCUCCAGCAAUACACCAGUAUUUUAAUUUCUCUCGCAUGGCCUUUGCUCUUCUUAGUUAUAGAUAAAAUUCCCUUUUUUUCCUCUUUGUUUUUGCAGAAAUGCUCUUGGCAGGUAAAAUCUGACACUCUGUAUGAUAGUCUCCUAGGGGAAGUGGUGAAAGUCCCAUAUCUUCAGACUUCUGAAAUUACAAUGGACAGAAUACUAGAAAAUGUACUGUAUGGAAUAAUCCAUCACUGGUAGAGAAAUAGAUUGAAUGAUCAGAUAAGUUUUUGCCACUU